This is a messenger RNA of Adineta steineri, 354 nucleotides long. NCBI's taxonomy places the organism in Eukaryota, Metazoa, Rotifera, Eurotatoria, Adinetida, Adinetidae. The record is from the annotation of a GenBank genome assembly.
AUGUCUAUAGAUGAUUUUGAUAUUACUAAAACGACGGAUAUUAUUCGAAAAAUAAUUGAAGAGAUUCUCAAUUCAAAUCAAUAUCGAUUAGAACUUAUUGAUAAAUGGACUCGACAAAUUGUUGAUUCAUGUCAACGAUCAUUGUUUGAAAUUCAAGAUUCAUUUAAAACAAUUAUUACUGCAAUGAUUAUUCCUAAAACAAAUGAAAAUAUUCAUAUGAGUAAUGCUUGUUUAUGGGAUUUUGCAGUUGAUGGAAGUACAAUUAUACAAUGGGAAAAUGAUUCGAUGUAUUGUGUUGUAUCGGCAUUUGCAUUAUCAUCAUCAUCGAUUACUACUCAAUUGACUAUUACUUGA